This is a messenger RNA of Rangifer tarandus platyrhynchus (Svalbard reindeer), 348 nucleotides long. Lineage: Eukaryota; Metazoa; Chordata; Mammalia; Artiodactyla; Cervidae. The record is from the annotation of a GenBank genome assembly.
AUGUGGAGGGAGGAGAUUAGUACCGGGAGCGCGGGGCGAGGGGGUGCACGGGAAGCCGAAAGCCCGUGGCUGGUGGAUGCUGCUGCAAGGUCUGCGAGGCCGGCGCGCACCGGCGUGCAAAGAGACGGGGGAAAAACUUGCGGCAGGAACUUCCUACCGAGGCAAAGAAAAGCAGACGAGAAGGAGGCAGGGAGAGACUUAAAACGUCUCAGUAACUUGAAAAGCACACCCAAAACACCCCUUCUGGAGAUGAGGAUGGCAUGCCGCUAUAAAUUCAUUGUUCCACCUCCUCGCAUCUUCACAGCGCUCGCGCUGCUCUCGGCGCUCGCAGCGGCAGACUGGGGAUGA